Molecule: messenger RNA, 2144 nt
Organism: Onychostoma macrolepis
Lineage: Eukaryota; Metazoa; Chordata; Actinopteri; Cypriniformes; Cyprinidae
Product: gastrula zinc finger protein XlCGF8.2DB-like
Exons: 2
Coding region: 301-1449 (382 amino acids)
Biological process (GO): regulation of transcription by RNA polymerase II
Cellular component (GO): nucleus
Molecular function (GO): DNA-binding transcription factor activity, RNA polymerase II-specific; RNA polymerase II cis-regulatory region sequence-specific DNA binding
Source: RefSeq, a predicted model, not a curated record
AUUUUGAAUGAAUGCAAGCCGCUCUUUAUAGUUUUUGGCGUGUAAGCUUUAAUAUUUCUGAAUUUAACAUUGUAAUGCUGUAUAGAACAAUGAAUGUUAUUUUGUGUGAGUAAAAUGCAUCUCAUUUUGCUUCAAAUAUCGUGAGUAAGUUUAUAGUAAAAGUCAGUCAGUGUCAAGUAACUUAUUUAUGAGAGAAACGGAAAGAUUUAGAUCGCAUUUCAUUUAAUUUCAGUUAAUAAUUCUCAUUUUAGUCAUGACAGCGUUUAAACAGAAAAAAACUGAGGUGACACUAUUAUAAAGAUGGCGUUUAUUAAAGAGGAGAGUGAAGAUGUGAAGAUUGAAGAAGCAUUCAGAGUCAAACAUGAAGAUACUGAGGAACAAACAGACCUGGUGACACUGAAAGAGGAGAGUGAAGUAUUGAAUGAAACGGAAGAGGAAGAUCAGUAUGAGAAACAGCAUUCUUUCAUAACUAGAAAACAAUCAUUUAUUUGCUCACAGACUGAAAAGACGUCCUCACAAAAAACAGCCCAAAAGACAGGAACUAGAAGUCAUUUCAACUGCCAGCAGUGUGGAAGGCAUUUCAGUCAACAUGGAAACUUUAAAGUCCACAUGAGAGUUCACACUGGAGAGAAGCCUUACACAUGCCAACAGUGUGGGAAAAGUUUCACUCAAAAAGUGUCCCUUAAAAACCACAUGACUGUUCACACCAAAGAGAGGCCUUACACAUGCCAACAGUGUGGAAGCAAUUUCACCCAGCUAGGAAGCUUUAACAGGCACAUGAAACUUCACGCUGGAGAGAAUCCCUUCACCUGCAAACUGUGUGGAAAGAGCUUCACACAAAAAGUACAACUUAAAGUCCACAUGACAACUCACGCUGACGAAGGUGCUUUCAGUUGCCAACAUUGUGGAAAACGUUUUCACAGAAAAGAAAACCUUAAAGUCCACAUGACAAUUCACGCUGAAGGGAGCUCUUUCACCUGUCAACAGUGUGGAAAAAGUUUUUACAGAGAAAGAAACCUUAGUUCCCACAUGAAAAUUCACACUGGACUAAAGCCUUACUUGUGUCCUGAAUGUGGAAUAAGCUUCAACCAAAUAGGAAACCUUAACAGGCACUUGAGAACUCACACUGGAGAAAACCCUUAUACCUGCAAACAGUGUGGAAAAUGUUUCAUUCGAAAAGGAAGCCUUGAAUGUCACAUGAGAAUUCAUACUGGAGAGAAGCCGUAUGUUUGCCCUCAAUGUGGAAGGAGUUUUGCACAUAAGCAAGCUCUUAAUGUCCACAUGAGAGUUCACACCGGAGAGAAGCCUUAUACAUGUGAACUGUGUGGAAAGAGCUUCACUGGUAAAGGAAACCUUAAUGUCCACAUGAGAGCUCACACCAGAGCUCUUUUGUCUGCCAACAGUGUAGACAGAGUUACAACCAAAAAGGAAACCUUAAAAAACACAUGACUUCUCACAUUGGAACUGUGUGAAAAGAGCUUCACAGCAGAGCUAAACUGCAGAGUUCUCCAUGUGCUAAGAGGUUUAGAAAAAGGAGCAAUUUUCAAAAUCACCUGCAUAUUUACUCUGGAGAAAGGACAUUUAAUUGUGAUCAGUGUUAUAGAAAAUUUAUUUUGCCAUUGCAUUUACCUGAAAAGUCAUGCAGAUGUGAGACCCUGUUCUUGUUCUGUGAGUGGAAAGAGUUUCAAAUGGCUCGGCAAUUUAAAAUGGCACCAGAAGAUACAUAUCUGUGUAAAAUUCACACCGCAGCUGAACAUGGGCCAAAUCUGUACAUUCUUUAGUCACAAGAGUUUUGGCUACAAAUUACUAUUAAAGUGUGAGAAUUAACUUGUGUUAAUCAACAAAAACAUGCAGUUCCAACAAACUAUUUGCACAACUACUGAUAGUUCAACACAAACAAGUCAAUUUUGCUCCCUCCAGUUGCAUUGUGCGAUUCAGUUGCUGAUUGUUUUAUUUGGUACACUUAGCUUUCAGAGCAAAAGAAGUUACCGCUAUCCAUGUGGCAGUUUUUCAGUUCAGUAUUCUUAAGAUUUAUUACAAUGAUGUUUAUGAAAAUACAUUUGUAACAACAUACAUCCUUCCUUGCUGAAUAAAAAUUAUUUAUUUUCUGAAAAAGAGAAAAAAUACUGACCCAAAUUUUUGAA